GGCAAAGGCGGCGGUUGAAACCAACAAUUACGCAGCCAUUUUUCUGCAAUCGUCUUUUCAAUUGCAAUCGUCUUUUCAAUUGUGACCGUUCAAGUGGUCGAUGGCCGAGUGAUGUUCAAGUUCAAGAUUAGGACAGUCUGGUACAAGGAUCAAUAUAAAGUCGUAUGAGGAAAGCCUUGAUUGGUCUGACGAGGACGAUCGUAUCCUCCAAAUGUCUAGGCCAGGGUCCAAAACCUGCUUUCUCACGACCACAGCCUCCCAUAUUGUUUCUAGGCACCGUAUACUAGCAGGAGUCGCAAUCCUUCGACCGGUCGUUUGGCUGCUUUACGGUCCCUUGACCAAGGGUAUGACGUCGGCGGUCAUACUUUGGCCGAACAAGAAAUGACCCUUGUCUAUCGUCUUGCGCACACAACAUAGAUAAAGGAAGAGGUGGACCACUCUGGAGAUUCCUACUGUAUACCCCAGAGUUCACCAGAAAAUAUCUAUACUGUAGACUCUUUUGUUAAAAAACCACCACAUCUGAUCAAAAUGGUUCUUGGAAGGAAAACCCGCAAUCAUGGCGGCGGUACAACCGUCACCACCACUACCACAACCACUCAUCAUCCAGGCCCCGUUGGAACUGCAGCUGCGCCUAGAGUCGGACGUACCAAGCCAACCUUGAUGCAACGAUUGCGCGGCAGAACAACGCCUCGUGCAUCGACGACGACAGCUCGACCUGCCCGAAGAAGUCGGUUCGGCGGCACUCGUACAAAAAAAACAGCAGUAACUGCCACACCCCGCCGCAAGACCAGUGUGAGCGACAAGGUGUCGGGCGCCAUGCUCAAACUUCGUGGCACUCUGACUCGGAGGCCUGGGCAAAAGGCCGCAGGGAGCAGACGGAUGCAUGGAACCGAUGGGAGGGGGAGUAGACGAUACUACUGAUCCCCAAACCCGACCAGAGUCCCGUUCAGGCACAGCCGGCUCAAGGAAGCGCGACUGGCUCAACUCAUUGCGUUCUCAAUGGAGAGACAGAGAGCGAUAUGUAUCAUUCGCCAAUUUCUUCUGAACUGAGGGCGCUUCAGGGGCAUGAAGAGUCCUGCGUGGCCCUGCGGCUCGGAUGAAGCGGGUUGUUGUUGUAUGAUAGUAUGAGCUUUGAUUGAGUUGGAUACCCAUCGUCGACGGACAUCCGUCGAAACAACUGUCUAAUGCACUGAAUUUGUCUUUUCCUUUUUCCGAACUUGGUAUAAGAAAAUCCCUUCUCUUUGG
Messenger RNA from Exophiala dermatitidis NIH/UT8656, 1245 nucleotides. RefSeq lists its product as uncharacterized. NCBI's taxonomy places the organism in Eukaryota, Fungi, Ascomycota, Eurotiomycetes, Chaetothyriales, Herpotrichiellaceae. The transcript has a single exon. The record is from RefSeq and is a predicted model, not a curated record. Bases 529 to 921 code for a protein of 130 amino acids.